Messenger RNA from Pseudovirgaria hyperparasitica, 1251 nucleotides. RefSeq names its product Clavaminate synthase-like protein. Lineage: Eukaryota; Fungi; Ascomycota; Dothideomycetes; Acrospermales; Acrospermaceae. The coding region runs from base 1 to 1251 and encodes 416 amino acids. The record is from RefSeq and is a predicted model, not a curated record. Gene Ontology annotation, molecular function: oxidoreductase activity. The transcript has 6 exons.
AUGGCUGUCGAAGAGUUCUGGGUUGUCAGAGAAGAGCCCUACCAGAAUGAUAUGAAGAUUAUCGACGCGCCGGACCAGCCCUCGAUCAAAUUCCCUCUCGUUAUUGCACCCUCGAAGCAAGCCACUAAGGACGAAAUUCUCAAAGAAAUUGCACAGCUAGCUGCCCAGCCCAGCGAUACUAGUGGCCACAGCAAGAUUCGAGAACUACUGGACGCCAAUGGCGGUGCAAUCAACAUCAAGGGUUUGCCAUUGAAGGACCCUGAGGACUUUUCGGAGUUUCUGUCUGCCCUUGCAGGGAAGGGCGAAGGUGCAUGGUAUCCUCACGUGCAUGUGGGAAUGGAGGUUCUGAGAAGACCAUUGGCGAAGAACGUCAUGACCACGAAUGAGGGACCCCCAUCUCACUUUAUCGGUUGGCAUAAUGAGUAUGCCGUCUCUCCAGUGCACCCUGGAUACUUGAUCCUAUUCUGCCAGAUCCCGCCAGGUAGGGGUGGCGAGACCAACAUUACCUCUUCAGUGGCACUUUAUGACCGUCUCAAGAAGUCCGCUCCAGAAUUCGUUGAGAAGUGCGGCACCAAAGGUCUCGUAUAUCAUAUCCCACACACAGCUUCACAGGUUGGGGGAAUCGUGGGAGGCAAUGGUCUAUACAAGGCAAACGCGUUCGGGCCAUCUAAUGGAGAGGAUGUCUCAACCUGGAGCGAGGAGCGGAAGAAAAAACACGUCGAGGAGCGCAUUUUGGAUCUGGCCAAGAGAGGAGGCUGGUCCGAAGAGGCGUCCAAGGAUGUCAGUCUGCCAGAGUGGCAGAGGAGAGGGUUUGACUGGACAUGGGAGGAGAAUGGAGAUUUGAAUGUUGUGCAUAGGGUCCCUGGAACGCGAAUCCACCCGACCAGCAAGCUUCCGACUAUCUUCAAUGCUAUGUCCACCAGAUACACCAACGCCAAGGUUAACAACACGUGGGAGCCACCUCACACGUACAAGACCAAAGACGGCGAAGAAGCCACAGCCAUACCACCCUACUUUGCUGGAAUCGAAAAGGACGAGCCUAUCGCUGCUGAGUGGCUGGCUAAGAUGGAUGAAUGGCAACAUAAGCUAGGAUCCGAUAUCAGUUGGCAAGCGGGUGAUGUCUUGAUCAUCGACAACUUCGCUGUCCAGCACGCGCGUUGGGCUUGGGAAGGUGACCGUAAAGUCCAUGCUAGCUUUUGGGACCAAGCUGGGUUUAUUGGUCAGCAACUUCCAACAUCGAUAACCGUUUGA